Messenger RNA from Orussus abietinus, 572 nucleotides. Its product is annotated as basic helix-loop-helix transcription factor scleraxis. Gene Ontology annotation, molecular function: DNA-binding transcription factor activity, RNA polymerase II-specific; protein dimerization activity; RNA polymerase II transcription regulatory region sequence-specific DNA binding. Lineage: Eukaryota; Metazoa; Arthropoda; Insecta; Hymenoptera; Orussidae. Gene Ontology annotation, biological process: developmental process; regulation of transcription by RNA polymerase II. The coding region runs from base 106 to 549 and encodes 147 amino acids. The transcript is spliced from 3 exons. The record is from RefSeq and is a predicted model, not a curated record.
UCGGGCGAUUUCGAAGCAGUGGAGGAUCCAGAAAUCGCGGAGCCAAUCGAAAGGCAGUGGGCCAGGUGGCUCGCGAUUGGCUUGGCACCUGCGCGGUGGAUCAAGAUGGCGGCGCGCAGAAAGGACGAGCCGGCCAGGCAGAGGUACCAGGCGAACGCGCGCGAGCGGGAUCGCACGCAUAGCGUGAACACGGCAUUUAGUGCCUUGAGAACUUUAAUACCGACGGAACCGGCCGAUCGGAAGUUGUCGAAAAUAGAAACCCUGCGAUUAGCUAGCAGCUAUAUCAGCCACCUUGGGUCAGUUCUCGUCGCCGGGACCAUGGAUUUGCAACCUUGUUUUCGAUCGGAUGAGAGCGAUCGCAGCUUCUCGCCGGACCGAUCGAAAGACCCACAACGGAGACCUCGAGUGUGCACCUUCUGUCUCGCUAUGCAUAGGAAAUAUAAUCUAAGCGUUUCGUCGCAAGUCAUUACCAGUUAUAAAAACCAAGAUGGACCCGUGUACAUUGUUCCAACGAGUGCAGUGUCCUGUGUCGACCCAAAUUGUAUUUAAAAUAAGUUAUUAGUUUAAUGAAA